AUUGGAAAAAAUAAAGAAGAGAUUGCCACCCUAAAGGCAAAUGCCCUUGGGACCAAUCAGAGUUUUACAACUCAGAUUAGCCAACUCACUGAAAAGGUAAGUACACACUGGAGUGUGUUAUCUUUUGUGGAAAAUAAGAUUUGAUACUGUUUGUAGUGUUUCUUACUUUACAAUUGUAUACUGGGAAGAGACAUAUGAUGCCUGAUACGAUACAUAAUACCUCUUAUUAUGCUUACGGAACAAUAAAUUCUGAUAAACUGAUAUUCCAGUAAAUAAACUUCAUGCCAAUAUAGCCAAAUUGAAAGUAGUUGCUAAAUCAACUGACUUGUUAGUGAGUCAUCCAAUAAAUUAUAUUUCAAGACCCAGAGUUUAACAUGUUGGGAUAUUAUGCAAUAUUUCGGUACCAGCUGCGUUGUCAAUUGCCUAAUGAUUUAAGGAAGCUAGAGUAAGGGAAUCUGAUAUAAUCUGGCUUGAAAUGCAGAAUUAUCCAUUUCAGGCACAAAAGCCGAAAGACAUAUUGAAUGGAGUUUUGCUGAUGCCCAAGAAAAGAAGAAAGAGAAUUAGUUGUGACUAUCUCAUAUGACCUGAAAGUGGGCCAAGCAGUGAGAAAAAGUAGGAAGAAAAGGCAUCAGAGAAAUAACUAGUUGGGAUAGGCAACCAUUGGCACUCCAGAUGUUGUGGACUACAUCCCUCAUAAUGCUCUUACACCCAUAAUGCUGGCAAAGCAUCAUGGGAGGUGUAGUCCAAAACAUCUGCAGUGCCUAAGGUUGCCUAUGCCUGAACUAGUGUUUGGUAGUGGAGGGUAUGAUGAAAUUGUGGUUUAUGGGAUUAUAGCCUAACACAUCUUGAAUUACUAAGGAGUCACCAAUCCCUUACAGCAACCUUUUUUACAAACGUCCAGGAGCAGACAAUGUUUAAUGACAUCUGAAGAAAAAUACAGUUUAUUUUAUUAGUGGUUUCUUUUGCAAUUUGGACACAGGAACGUGAUUUGAUUCUGCCUUUUAUAGAUCUUACAAGUCAUAUCGCGAAACAAUGAUAUUUCUACAAUUCGUUCAAGUAUAAAAACACAUUUUUUUACAUAGAUGAAGGCUUAGAAAGGAAUAGAAUGAUAUUACCUUGACCUGUGCCACCAUUUAUGUGUCUUUUAAUGUAUAAUUUAAAUAUGUUUUAUUAUUUACAGAUUACGGAUAUUGAAGUCAAAGUUCAAAGUUUACAACAGGUGAGCUGUGAAUUCAACUAUUCAUGAAUGUUGAAAUGGAGAGAUGCACACUGAUUAUUUAUUCCUUGUUAGGUUGUAUAGCGUAAAACAGUAGCGGCUAAUGCAGUUUUAAGAAUUUUACUCUUCCCUUUACAUUACAGAGACACUCAUACAAUACAUAGAGCUGAGUACAAUACAGAGAUAACAUAUCACAAACAGAGCUGAGAAUUUUUUUUUAGAUAUAAUACACAGAGUUGGGCACAACACAAAGAUAUCUACACAGAGCUGGGUAGACCACGGAGAUACCCAUACAACAGGUAGAGGUGAGUAAAAUACAGAGAAAUAACACACAGAGCUGGGCACAGUAAGGAAGUCACAGCCAGGAUCACUGUGAUGGAGUAGAGAUCCUCACACAGUACAUGUCCAUGUAUAAUGCUCCAACUAUUUCUCUCUCUGUAUCUUCCUAGCCCUCUCUUAGCUCUCCCUCUUAUCUUCAGUAGUACUCCUGCUAUGAUAACUUUUGCUUUCUGUUAAAUAUUGCUGCUGUUAUGAAACCUGUCAGCUAGUCCAUUAGCUCUCAGCACACAUUAUGCACAUGGGUAGAGCAUACAAGAUACUGAUAGACACAGUAUAACCAUUGCAGUUGGCAAAAUAAUUCAGGCACAUCCUUUUUAAAUUGGGCGGUAAUAGCUUUUUGAUCCAAGGAGAGAGCUAACUGUCAUUCUCGGGUCAAGAAUUAGAUUUUGUUUCCUAAAUUGUUGCAAAAUUGGAAGCGCCUUUCAAGUUCAAACUGGGUUUUUUGUCUUUGUUUUGAAGCAACAGCAAAAACAGAUGUGAGGAACGCUGAACUUGAGGGGCACAUGUCUCUUUUCAGCUGUGUAACUAUGUAACUAUGUAAAUUAAUCUGCAGUGGUCAUGUGGAGCCAAUAAGUAGCUGACAUGAUUACCAGAAUCAACAAUCAUUACAGAUUAAAACAGAUUGAAAUCAGAAUCAGAUCAGUACUCAGAGUCACAGUCGCAGUCAUGCAGUGUGGAGCUUUACACAUUGUCAUUGUCACCUCUCCUGUGAGCACUGUAACCCUACCCUCUGGUGUCAUGAGCCAAUGAUGGCUCCUGAAUAGAUAGGCUAACAUGCCUCUGUUCACGGGCAGUUGACUCUGCUGCCCAAAUGGCAAAUCAAGGAAAAUUCCUGAAAUUCCUUCUUAAAGGAAACUAGGCAUGUGCAAAAUGUGUUGAAAUAGAGCAGAUUUCAAACCAGCCCCAUAUUUUUGACAUGCCUGGAUGCUCUCAGGUAAGCUUCUCUAAGCAGCUACCAACGAGGGAGGACAGGCCCUGCAGAACUGAAACAUAGUACAGAAUUAAAGAGACACUAAUUAUUUCCACAUCUCUCUGCCCCUGCCCUUCCCUCCCUUUGUGGUCUCUCCUCACCCCUCCCUUAGUGGUCUCUUCCCACCCACCUCUCCCUCCCAUAGAGGUCUCUCAUCCACCCCAUAGAGGUCUCUCCUCCACCUCUCUCCCUCCCAUGGUGGUCACUCCCCCACCCCAUUCCUCAGUGGUCUCACUCCCCAUUCUCCUCACCCCCCUCUUCUACCCGGUGUAGCGUGGCUGAGCUCCGGUCUGGUACGCGGUACAGAAGUUUCUGUUUCCUGUACCCGGCCGGACUGACAGGAAGUGCUGUACAGGAAUGGAUGUUCCCGUACUGCGGAACGGAGCUCGGUCACGCUACACUGAGGGACUGGCAGGAGGGAGCACUGUGCGCUUCCUUCCUGCUGAUCCCUCAUAUCUUGCGCCCCCAGGCCGGUGCGCCCUCAUGGACGCACCGGGCCCGGGCAGUGCUGCAGCCGCCUUAGUCUCUCUAUAGAGCGCUCAGGCGGCUGCAGCAUGAGGGGGCCCGGCACUCCUGGCGACUGCCUAAGUCGCUUGUAGGAAGCGCCGGCUCUGAUAAGUAGUAAUAUUUACACAAAAGUUUGAUUUACAUAAUGGAAGGUGUAUAUUUUAAAAGUGGUGCCUUUUGAGAGGCGUUAUUUAAAUGUCAAAACAAAAUUAACGAGAACACUGAGAUCUGGCUGAAAUUUCUCUUUGUUUACCCUGACAUAUGUCCCAUACUGGUUUUAGCUUACAUAUGUCAUUACAGAAGGAAUUUAUACCCAUAUGAUCCAUUAGAAAAAAAGUCUGUUAAAGUAAGCUUGGCAUUUGAAUGGAUUUAAUAGUUGGGCAGUAAGUUAUGGCUGGAGUUUAUGGGUUGGGGAGGGUGAGGAGGUGUUAAACUUUAGAAUAUAUGUUUGGGCAUAGAGUUAUGGUUGUGGGGUUUAGCAUUAAGGGAAACCAGAGUUUAGGGGUAAUUGCCUUCAAGAUGCUACAGACUGUAACUCACAUGAGUCUCAGCCAGGCAAAUGUGAUAGAAGAUACAGUCCAUAGCACUUUGUAGGCAGGUAGCCCCUAAGCUCCCUAACCCUAAGUCUCCCUAGCCCUAAGUCCCCCUAACCCUAAAUCCCCCUUAACCUACAGCAUCGUGUAUUCUGUGUCCUUACAGCAUUGAGUAUAGCAGUGUAUCCUGUACUGUAAUGUUUCCUGUACUGUAAUAGUUUCCAUUAUAAACUGUUCUAUAGGGGCAGCAUGUGCUAUUUAUUAUGACAAUAUUAGAGGAUCGUUAUAAUGAACUGCAACAUUUCCAUUUUAACAUAAUUCAAGUUUUUAGUUUGAACAGAUAAUUUAAAUGUUAUCAUUAAUAUUUUAUUACAGGCCAUUAACAGAAAGUCAUGCAGCAGCAACCCAUGCCAGAACACUGGGACUUGUAUCGAUCUCUUGGAUUCCUUCUUAUGUCUUUGUACAAGUAGAUGGCAGGUAAGAUGUUUAGAAUGUUAUUUUACAAUUCAUUCUUAUUCUAGGAGAAAUAGAAACAGCAAGGUGAGACUUUUACUCAAAACAACCCAAAACUUUAAAUACAGCAGCAUUGGAAACAUACUUGGCAAUAUGGUAAACAUUAUAAAAGGAGAAAUUUGCAGUAAAAUACAUCUUUACCUGUUCGUACAGAUUUACCUGUUAGUACAGAUUUACUUGUUAGUACAGAUUUACUUGUUAGUACAGAUUUACCUGUUCGUACAGAUUUAGCUGUUAGUACAGAUUUACUUGUUCGUACAGAUUUACCUGUUAGUACAGAUUCACCUGUUCGUACAGAUUUACUUGUUAGUACAGAUUUACCUGUUCGUACAGAUUUACUUGUUAGUACAGAUUUACCUGUUAGUACAGAUUUACUUGUUAGUACAGCUAAAAUAACAGUUAAAGUUAAUGUAAAAUAAAAAUUUUCUACAAUAUAUAUAAAACAUACUACAAGAUUGGCUAAAAUGGUUUACUGUUGAAAUAACAGCCAGAAGAUUUAAAAAAUGUGAAUUAAAAAUAUAACUUGCGCCAAAAAGGGAAAAAUACAGAUUGUAACAAAAAUGUUGCUAAAAAGUAUGUUAUGCAGUGUCAGCAUCGUCCUAAACAAAACACGAUCCCAAAUCGUAACCCUAAACCAAACCCUAGUCCUCUUGUUUACCCAACGAGUGUAUGACAUGCGUGUUUUUCAUUGCGGCAACAUUUUCUUCACAGAGAUAAAUUUUGAUCCAUGAUUUGUGAAAUGUUUCACUCUCCUAUUCACCCAUUCUAAUUUUUCCUGUAAGAUUGUAAACUGAUACAAAUUAUAAAGUGCUACUAGUUUGAAUUUGACGGAGGAGAUACCAUUGUAUUUUUUUGGAAACACACUCAGACACUCACUUUUCUUUUGCUGAGCUCACAUAAAUAUGGUAUACAAAAUGCACAAUACUAUUUUUAGUGAAAUAGUGCCUGCUGGUAAAUUAAACAAAGAUUCCCAAAGGGGAUUAGAAUUGGUACUUUCAAACAGAAAAUAAUUUAGAAGGGAUCCUCAGGACUUCCAAUUAAUCAAGAAGGUCAGCAGGAACCCAUUCAAUUGAAAUUCAAAGUGCUUUGGCAGCCUCGUCAAGCACCUCAACCCACUUGCUGUGAUCAUGGGGUAAACGAACCACCAACUUUUACUUUCACAGAGAACGCUAUCGUUCUUUAUCCUAUUUCCCACUGACAAAGGGUUUUGAAUGCAAAGUUGAAAGAGUGAGUAGUUAGAGAGAUUUCCUUAUUUAGGAUGUAGAUAGAACUACUGGAUAAAUUCACAGAAAUCUGUUAUCUGAAUAUGAGAUAAAUACACAGACUCUCGUAACCGUUAUUUAACGGGGCCUGCCUUGCGAUUCAGCAAAGGUCACAGCUGGUUUACAAACAUUUAUCAUUCACUGGACACCUUUCAUAUAACCGUGACACACAUGCACUAAAGUUAUAUUCCUGGAUCUUACCAAAUUUUUAACCUGAAGAUCAAGGGAUCCAAGGGCUUGGUCACUUGUACCCCUUCUUUUGUUGAAAUGCAUCUGAUUAUCAUUUUUGUCCCUGGAGUUAUUAUUUAUGUAACAAGCGUAAAUAUAGAUUGUAAAAACUGGGGACCCAGACAGUGACAGAUAUAUUGAACCAAAAUAAUUGUUUUGGAGACACUGCAUGUCUUAUCACUGGAUUGUUUAAUAUUUGCCAAACACAAACAUUUUUAUAUACACAUCUAGCACUAAGAACAGAAAUGAAUGACAUAAUGGAAAACAUUUUCAGCUGAUAUUGUCCUGAUAGAUUUGAGGAUUGUAUAUUUUUUAUGAGGAUUUAUCUUUUCCUUUACAUUACCCCAUGCAUAUCACAUGUAGGAAAGGCCUGUGGGUCUUCCCAUCAAAAUAUGUCAUGCCUUACAGCAAAUCCUGCCCUCUAUACCAUGCAACACGAAUAUCACAUUAUACUUAUUGUUUUCACAUGGUUUAACAUUCAACACUCUCGCAACAGUGUAGCCAUUGCCACCAAUGAUGGACACAUCAAAACAAUUCUAGAUAGAAUUCUCACCAGUGAUCAUGCAGCUGAAAAUAUUUGCUGUUAUUGUUAACACGCAAUUCCCAUAUUGGUUCCAUGAAUUUACUUUUUUUAUUUUCUUUUAAACUAAUAUGAAAUAGGAGAAUGAGUGCCUAUUAAAAAUAAUAUAUAUAUAUAUAUAUAUAUAUAUAUAUAUAUAUAUAUAUAUACAUAAGCAAUAUAUAAGUGUUAGUUUAUUAUUUAAGGGUUAGGAAUACUCUAAUUGAUUAUAUCUUUAAACAUUAUUAAACUUUUUAAAAAAAUAUGAAAUCUGUGUCGUACCAACAAAUUUCGCAUAGCAAACUAUGAGAUUUGAUAAAUAUAUUGUCACGGCUGCUAGUGUGGUCCAACACGCAGAAACUAUGUAAACCUAUACAUAAAAAAGGAAAGGAAAUAAAAGGACAGAGCGUAAACCGGACCUUAGAAUGGCCGGACUAAUAUGCUAGAGAUAGAGAAUGGUCAAAGGGAAAGCCGAGGUCAAGGAAUCCAGAAAUACUCAGAAAGCGUUUAAACAAGCCAAGUCAGGGGAACCAGAAUUCAGAAUAACCAGGGAAAAGCCAAGAUCAGGAUACCAGGAAGUCAGAUUCAUAAAGAUAAACGCACUCUAGGGAACCAGGAACAGGAAACCACGACAGGGCAAGGAACUGGAGUGAAUUAGGGAUUGGUGACCUCUGACCCCAGAACGUGCACUGACGUUGUGACGUCACGCGCACGUCCGUAUAAAUUUGAGGGGCAGAGCUUGUGGUGUGCGUGACUACGUGGUCAGCGCCAUCUUUGAUUUGGGCGCAAAGCCCAGAAGACGCGUAGGAGCGGUUCCUGGCUCGCCGGCAAGCAGGUAAGCUCGCAAUAUCGGCGAGGUCGUGCCACAACAGUACCCCCCACUCAAAUACCGCUCACCAGAUGGGAAGGAGCCGGCUUAUGAGGGAAGCAGUUGUGAAACGACCGGAUAAGACGGGGCGCAUGAACCUGGUCAGCAGGAACCUAACAACGUUCCUCAGGACCAUAUCCUUUCCAGUCAACUAGAUAAGACAACAUCCCCCUGGAGAUUUUGGAGUCCAAUAUAGAACAAACUCCAUACUCCUCCUGAUCACCCACUACCAAGGGCGGAGGAGGGGCAGCCACUUUAGUGUAUCGAUUGUAAGUAAGAGGCUUAAGCAUGGACACAUGAAAUUAAUUGGCAAUUCUCAUGUGAGCAGGAAGUGCCAAUGAAUAAGUCACAGGGAUGAUACGACGGAGGACCCGAAAAGGACCUAUGUACCGAGGGGCAAAUUUCAUGGAAGGAACCUUAAGUUUGACAUGACGUGUGGAUAACCACACCUUGUCUCCUGGUUGAUAGACAGGAUUGGCACCCCGUCUCUUGUCAGCUUGGCUUUUAGCAUGUUUUGAUUCCUUCUGUAGUGCUGUAUGAACGGAAUCCCAAGUGUCAUGAAUAGAAUCCAAACGGGUGUUCAAGGCAGGAAUAUCAGUGUCUGAAAAUUCAGAAGGUAAAACAGUGGGGUGAUAACCCUGAUUUACAAAAAAUGGACUAUGAUUAGAGGAUUCAUGAGUCGCAUUAUUUCUGGCAAACUCAGCCAUGGGUAAGAGUUCGUACCAGUUAGACUGACUGGCAUCGAUAAAACAACGUAAAUAAGAUUCUAAAGACUGAUUGGCCCUCUCUGCUGCGCCAUUAGUCUGAGGGUAAUACGCUGAGGAAAAUGAAAGUUCUAUACCCAAUUGCUUACAAAAGGCACGCCAGAACCUAGAAAUAAAUUGGGUACCUCUGUCAGAUACUAUGUUUUUUGGCACUCCAUGUAACCAAAAGAUCUCUUUCAAAAAUAUUUGUACAAGAUCUUGAGCAGAUGGUAAUUUUUUAAGAGGUACAAAAUGUGCCAUUUUCCAGAAUCUAUCUAUGACCAUAAGGAUUGUGUUAAAUCUGUUUGAACUGAGCAGAUCGACCAUGAAAUCCAUGGCUAAAUGGGUCCAUGGAGCAUUAGGUAUAGGCAGUGGUUGUAGCAACCCAGGAGGAGAUUUGUGAGAGGCUUUAGAAACGUCAUAUAUUUGACAUGCCACUACAUAAUCUUUGAUGUCGUUCCUAAGUGUAGGCCACCAGAACCUCCUGGAGAUAGCAGAGAGGGUUUUAUGGACUCCAGGAUGAACUGCUGUCAAAUUAUCAUGGAAUAAUCCAAGUACCUUUUUCCUAAAUGGUAGUGAAACGUACAGUUUGUCCGGAGGUCUCUCCACGGGUGCCUGAGUUUGAUCUUCUAUUAUGGCACAGAAGAGUGCAGAAGACACUUCGGAAAUUGUAGUGGCAAUAAGGCAUUCUGGAGGUAUAAUAGGGAAUACCUCUUGUUCAAGAACCUCAUCUGUCUCAAACUGCCUAGACAGCGCAUCUGCCUUGGUGUUCUUGGUUCCUGGCCUGUACGUAAUUACAAAAUUGAUUCGGGAGAGGAACAAUGGCCAUCUAGCCUGAUGAGAGGACAAUCUCUUAGCGCCCCCAAUAUAAUCGGUAAAAAUCAGAAGUGGCUCUUUGGAACCUUCUAAGAGAUGCCUCCAUUCUUUAAGGGCAAGUACAUUGGCCAAUAACUCCCUAUUCCCAAUGUCAUAAUUUUUCUCAGCAGAUGUUAGUUUUCGAGAGAAAAACCCACAGGGAUGUAAAGGCGCAUCAAACUGGCAUUUCUCCAGCUAACAGUAGAGGCCGUUCUUUAACAGGGUUUUAAGUACUGUUCUCACAUGUUCGUGAUGUGUCUCUACGUCUGGGGAAUAGAUGAGAAUGUCGUCAAGAUACACUAAAACGAACAUGUGGAGAUAUUCUCUAAGGACAUCGUUAAUGAAAUCCUGAAACACCGCUGGGGCAUUGCACAGUCCAAACGGCAUAACUAGGUAUUCGUAAUGUCCCAUUCUCGUAUUAAAUGCGGUUAUCCACUCAUGCCCUUCCUUAAUUCUGACUAGGUUGUAAGCACUUCUGAGGUCGAGCUUAGUGAAGACUCGGGCCCCUUUCAACCUAUCGAAUAACUCAGAAAUAAGGGGAAUGGGAUAGGCGUUUUUAUUGUUAUUCUAUUCAAACCCCUAUAGCCUCCAGAUGGGCAGUUCUCUGGAGCAAGGUCUGGAAUGCUUGGGCAAACUGAUCUAAACUGUGGUCCAUAUCCUCCACCCUACUCUCACAGGCAAUCAUAUGUUUGCAUAGUUCCACAGGAUCCAUGGCCCUGUCGUAAUGUCACGGCUGCUAGUGUGGUCCAACACGCAGAAACUAUGUAAACAUAUACAUAAAAAAGGAAAGGAAAUAAAAGGACAGAGCCUAAACCGGACCUUAGAAUGGCCGGACUAAUACGCUAGAGAUAGAGAAUGGUCAAAGGGAAAGCCGAGGUCAAGGAAGCCAGAAAUACUCAGAUACCGUUUAAACAAGCCAAGUCAGGGGAACCAGAAUUCGGAAUAACCAGGGGAAAGCCAAGAUCAGGAUACCAGGAAGUCAGAUUUACAAAGAUAAACGCACUCUCGGGAACCAGGAACAGGAAACCACGACAGGGCAAGGAACUGGAGUGAAUUAGGGAUUUAAAUAUCCCUCUCUGGGCUCUGAUUGGUCAGAGGGUGACCUCUGACCCCAGAACGUGCGUGUGCGUUGAUGUCGUGACGUCACGCGCACGUCCAUAUAAAUAUGAGGGUCGGAGCUUGUGGUGUGCGCGACCACGUGGUGAGCGCCAUCUUUGAUUUGGGCGCAACGCCUAGAAGACACGGAGGAGCGGUUCCCGGCUCGCCGGGGAGCAGGGAAGCUCGCAAUAUCGGCGAGGUCGUGCCGGAUGAGGCACGGCUGCGCCAUGCAGCGGGCCGGGAGCCGCAACAUAUAUAUGUCCAUGUCUGCUAAUUAGGAAAGGAGAAUCCUGUGUAAAUAGGGGCAUUUGUGUUUAAAGGUUUUUAGGCUUAGAUUCCCCCGCACCCUACCCCUCCAAUUUAUAGAAAAUUAUUGGUUUAGUUGAUCAACCAGUUGUCAAGACUUCUCGUUGACACUGAGGGUGUUGUUAAACUACUUUUCCUUAAUUUCCAGGAAAUAUAGUCCAGCAGUUUAAGGAACAGAGACAAACGUGGACUUGUGCAAAAAUAUGUUUUAGUUGGUUCAUCAAUCAGAUUCCUUUAAUACAUAUCCAAACGAAAUGUUUCACCCGGGAUUUACCUAUAGAGUAUUUUCCAUUUAAUAAGACUCCACAGGUAAAUCAUGGACACAUUUGCAUAAACAGAACACAUUUUCACACAUAUCUAGUCUGGUGGACCUCACUGGUGUCCAUUGUGAGUUAAUGGUUAAAUAUCUUCUUGUAGGAACAUCUGAGUAUAAACACGUCUCCAAUAUUCUCGUUAACCCAAUGCUAUUUACUGUUCUCAUGUGUAGCUGGCCAUGAUACAGUGUAUCUACUGCUUGGCAGUAAUCAUGUAAAGUCCAAAACUCAUCCAUUAUAAAGAUCUCCUCUCAGCUACACUACUUUCCCUUUGCAUUACCCCAUAUGCAUAUCACAUACACAAAUGAAUAUACAGUAUAAGACACUGCUGAAAUACAAUGCUGUCAUCUAAUUUAUUUAAGCAUAUAGAAAGUAAAUAGGUCAACAUUAACAUUAUCGCUAGUUGGUAAAGAGAUGUUUUGGUUAGACCUUUUACACUGAUGUAAGAUUGGAUCUUUUCUGGAAGUCUUGUGGAAGGUUAUUCCACUGUUGUGUGCUUGACCAAUUUCUAGUUGUAAUACUGUCAGUUCAAUUCUAUAGCACAAAUAAUAACAUUUUCCUGUACAUAUUGCUAUGCAUAAUGUUAAUUAAGAUAUAUAUUUUUUAAGUAAUUUUUUUAACCCCUUAAGGACACUUGACAUGUGUGACAUGUCAUGAUUCUCUUUUAUUCCAGAUGUUUGGUCCUUAAGGGGUUAAACGAUUUUUUUUUCAUUUUUCAUUUUAAGGGAUCCAUCUGUGCAGAAGAUGUCAAUGAAUGCCAACUCUAUGAUGGUACUGCACUGGGUUGUCAUAACCAAGGACUAUGUAUGAAUACACCCGGAAGUUACAGGUAAUCUCUAUGACAAUAUACUUUGUCAUACUUACACACUCUACGUGUCUGUUCAACUCAUCUUGAUGGAUCUUGAGACCAAGUAUUAAGUAUUAAUUAAAAUGUUAAUUAUAAAAAAAAUUUACAUCCAUAAGACAAACUAAAAUGUAAUUAUCAUAAAUUUCAGGAAAAGUCAAGUUUAAAACAAUGCUUAUGUUUUCAUGCACUUGAGGAAGGGAAUUAAAAUUUUAAAAAUGUGCAAUUAUUUGUUUUUCAAAAUUAUAUCAUACAUAGUAAACUAUAUUGGUUAUGGUGCCAGGAGUCCCCUGGUACUGUCCCGGCAUAUUCUGGCAAACCAUUUUAGCAUUGCCUGACACUCAGGCAUCGGCGCUGUUUCCGGUUCCUUCUAGUAGUUGUUUCAACUCCACCUGCUUUCAGUAAAUGAGCAAAACGAGAGGGUACUGUUUAGUGGAAACCUUCAAACACAAUGUUGUAUUUUACCUCCUUUUUCUUUCUGUAUCUCUAUGCCUUGGUUUAUAAACAUUGUUAUUUUUAACUAUAAUAAAAAAAGUAAAAAAUAUAACCUUUAUGUGAAUUUGAAACUCAAAGUAGAAAUGCUUUUAAUCUUAACUAAUCUUAAAGAGGCACUUUGGGCACCAUAACAAAUGUCCUGGCCGUAUACUUUACUUUAAAGGUUAAACUGUUAAUGAACAGUUAACGAACCCCAAAGUCUUCAAUACUUAAAGGCUGAGGGCAUCAGCUGACGCUCUAAACCUAUCAGUGCCGCCCUGUUUGAGGCUUCAUGAUGGAAGUCUUGGACCGGAAUGGAAGUAAAAGGGCAGAGCUAUCAGGCAUCAGAUCUAAUACUCUGGAGUCAAACCAUUUGUUGAUGGUUUUUAAACCCUUAUGGUAACAUGCUCCCAGGACCAGCUUGCACCACAACAACUUCAUUCAAAUGGAUCUGUUAUGGUGCUCAAAGUGUUCCUUUAAAUUGCUACAAUGCACAGGAACACUUUAAGCACCACAAGAAAAACAAAAUAUUAGUAUCAAUUAUAUAUAAAAGAUUUUUUUCGGCACUAUUAUUCAACAAUAGCAAUAAAACAAUAUAAAUGAACAGUGUGAUACAUUUUGCGUAAUAAUAGAAAAAUAGGGAAAUGGUGACUGGCAAAGCACGUGAUGUCAUGAGUAUCCAAACACGUGUUUCCCUUUUCUAAGAAAAAAGUAACAGGUCUCCAGCACAUGAUAAUUAUUGGAGAUUAGAAAAAGAUUCAGCUCAAUAUUUAAUAGUAUAUCUACAAUAAGAAAGUCUACUGCUAAGUAGUAAAUUCAGUAAUCCAAGUGGAAUUAAUAUUACAGGACCGCGUUUCGGUUACUUUCCAAACCCUUACUUACCCUAGUUUGUGCAGAGAGAAGAUAUACCUGAUCUUAAGGGUUUAAUUAAUGAUUCACUGGUCAUAAUUUCUAGCUGUUCCUGUCUGCCUGAAUGGUAUGGUCCACAAUGUACCUCAAGGUAUGAUGACUGCAAAGUGGAUUCGGGUGAUCUUUGUAUACAUGGCAUCUGUGUAGAUUUAGAUCGAACUCAGUUAAAUCAGGUAAGCUAAUGUUGCCUUCUGGUAAAUCCAAAAAGUAGAUCCCCAGAUGUUUUCAAACUACAGCUUCCAUGAUGCUUUGUCAUUUAGGAGCAUUGUAAAGGAAUGCAAAACAUCAUGGGAGUUGUAGUUCUCCAACAUCUGGGGAUCUACCUUUUAAAUCUCACUUUAAAACUAAAACGUUUAUUAUCAAUAUAACAUUGUGAGUCUCAAGUUGAUGGUAUAUUGAGUGGGAACCUAGAACUGAAUUCACAAUGCAGUACAAGACUUGCUGGCGUCAGCACCAACUUUAUGUAGACAAGCACAAUCAUUCGCAGGUUGAGAACUUGGAAAUCAGUGGCCACUUGGACAUUGCUGAUGGCCAAUAUGUAGAAAAAAAAUGGCAGAACCAGACUAGGCAUUGGACUGCAUCAAGCAUUUCCUCCUAGUUUAAGAAAGGGCAAGCUCGGAUAUAUGUUUAUCUGUGUGGCAUGAAAAGAAGAGAAGACACACAGAAGUUAAGCUUGGGAAGGACGUCUUAAAUGGCAAGGGAAAGUGAAGGAAUAAAAAGUUGAGUGAAAAAUAUUAGGGACAUAUUAGGAAAUAAUGCAAAAGGAUGAGAGACAAAGGCAAGGGAGAAAGAGACUGGAUGUACCCAGUAAUAGUCUUACACUGGGUUCCCUGACUGUUAUAGACCACAGCUGGUGCUGAGAAUGAAAUAUAGGUAAACCUUAUAGCCUGACCAUACAUAACACAUUAGUAUUAUUAUUGUGACCAAUAUGGACUUUUAACAAUAUGCAAAUGAGAUUCAAAUAGACACUAUAGUCACCAGAACAACUACAGCUUAUUGAAUUUGUUCUGGUGAGUAGAAUCAUUACCUUCAGUCCUUUUGCUGUAAACACUGUCUUUUCAGAGAAAAUGCAGUGUUUACAUUAUAGCCUAGUGAUAACUUCACUGGCCACUCCUUAGAUGGCUGUUAAAGAUCCUUCCUCGGUCAUGGCUGCCUAAAAUGCAUCCAAAUAUUCAGUAUCUCCUCCCUGUGCAUGCAGACACUGAACUUUCCUCAUAGAGAUUCAUUGAUUCAAUUCAUCUCUAUGAGGAGAUACUGAUUGGCUGGGGCUGUGUUUGAAUCAUGCUGGCUCUUCCCCUGAUCUGCCUCUUUGUCAGUCUCAACCAAUCCUAUGGGGAAGCACUGUGAGUGGAUCAGGCUACCAGAGGUACAGCUUCAGGCUUGAAUACAGUAAGAUUUUGCUAUAUUUAUGGAGGCAUGAGGGAGCCAGGGGGGCUAGAUGGUGGUUUUAACACUAUAGGGUCAGGAAUACAUGUUUGUGUUCCUGACCCUAUAGCGAUCCUUUAAUGAAUGCAAACAAUGCAUUUACCUGAUAGCGAAUGUUUAUAUGAUAUAAACACACACACUGUACAUAAUAUAAUUUAGUAGGAUUCUAGAGAUUUCAUUGAAAAAGCUAACUAUUGUCCCCUCCCCCUUUUAGUCAUCUUAGUGCCAGAUUACUUGUAUGUUAACAAAUUUUAUGUACUCUUUCUAUUUAUAACUUGGCAUUGCUGUUGGCAGCCCAAAUUCCGAUGUAUCUGUGAAUCAGGAUGGAUGUCGCCUCCUGGGAGUUCAGUCUGUAGUGCCGAUAUCAAUGAAUGCUUGCUUCCCAACUCUCCCUGCUCCCAGAAUCCUCCGGUACAGUGCUUUAACACACCAGGAUCUUUCACGUGUGGCACAUGUCCAGAAGGUAUAUUUCUUAUUCACAUCCUGUAAAAAUUCUGCAUAUCUAUCAGAGGCUGCUUUUUGUUCCUAUAAUGAUCCAUGCACUCAUUUUUAAUGUAUAUUCUAAAUAUAAACUAUGUAUGUGUACUCUAUGUUUGUAGAGAUGAAAAUAAUAAAAAUAAUAAUUUUGAAACAAGAAAUCUGCAUUAACUCUGACCUGUAAUGAUUGGGCUAGUUAUCUCUUUAACUGUGUCGUUGAUUAGAGACAUUUUUAAAGAUACAUGCUUACUGCGCUUAAUUCACUAUUCCAUUACAGCUUUUCCAAAAGUGCCUGGGUUUUACACUUUUUUACAUUAUUAGGGGUGGUCUAUGUGAAUUAUCAUAUACAUGUACACUGACCAGCCACACUGACCUGCCUAAUAUCUUGUCCGGCUCGUGCUACAGAAAAGCUCUGAUGAGUCAGGGCAUGGAUUUCACAAGACCUCUGAACGUGUCCUGUGAUCUCUGGCACCAAGACAUUAGCAGCAGAUCUUUUAAAGGAACACUACAGUGUAAGGAAAACAAACAUGUAUUCCUAACAUUAUAGUGCUUGAAUACAUUUUUAGGGACCACCCCCCUCUCUGUAGAGUGCAAAGGUGUUAAACUUACCUUUUCUCCACCGCCACGACGGUCUCGCCACAGCUGGCCCCAUCUUUUCACUGUUGAGAUCAUCAACUUGAUGAUCUUAGUUAAUCAAAUGAAAACGUGACCAUAUAGUCAUUGUUUUUUAUUAAACUUAGAGAUUUAGGUAGAAAAAAAAAUACUCAUGUCCAUCAAGUUCAACCUUUAUUACAAUUCAUUUUUUUCGGUUCAUCUAGAAAAAGCAAAAAAUACAAAAAAACUAAUUUUGAAGAAAUUGUCAAUUUGCCACAGGCAAAAGGGAAGGAAAUUCCUUCUAAACUUCAUAGUGGUAAUCAGACCCAUUGGAUUAACAACCUUCUCCUACGUAUAUAUCUUCAAGUGAUCUAGGUUUGACUUUAAUUAAAAUUUAUAACCAAAUAGAAUAACAACAUUCAGAUCCCUUGCUCUCAAUGAAAGAGGUUAGAAAGUAUUGAGUCACUAGAUUGUUGAAUCAGUUUUUGAUGGAAUUUAAUUUUUACCAUGUGUUGUGUCUUCAAGGCUGGCAAGGAAAUGGCUACAGUUGCCAAGACAUCAAUGAAUGUGAUACAAAUAACGGGGGUUGCUCGGUGUCUCCACCUGUCAAAUGUAUGAAUACUAUGGGAUCCUUUCACUGCGGUCCUUGCCCACCAGGUAAAACACUCUGGAUGAAAGAAGAAUGCAAAAACUGUAGUUAUUCGUGCAGGUGCUAAACAUACCGUAUUGUGAUAUUGUGUGAGAUUGAUUAACGGUUUUGAAAAAUGGGUGUAUUGAAAUAUGUUUUAUUUAAGAAUUCCAAACUAUUGGUCAUCUUGGGUAGUUUAUUAAAAAAAAAAAAAAUUAUUGAGCAAUUUUGUAAAAUUUUAACAAUCCCAAUGAAAUCCAAUGGAAUAUUUAUUUUUAUUGCUCAACUUUAAACACUUUUUCCUAGAAUUCUGCUUUGUUAUUCCCCAUGUCUCUCAGAAAAACCUCAGCUGGUUUUAUUUCCUUUAGAUUAUAGCAUAACUAUCUAAUGUAAAGUCAUUUCCCUUUACUUCAAAGACAAUCAAACAGGUCUUCUGGAUGAACAACUGAUUGGAGCUUGUUUUGUUACUAGUCUGGCAAUUUAGAAAAACCAAUAGGAAAGAUAAUGAUUAGUUCCUACUGUGGACCAGUGGGCAAACUCUGGAACUGUGCUUUUUGGCAAGUCCCGAAGACUAUAGGUUAGAAACUGUGUCUCCUUUGAACAAAUCACAUGGUAAAACACGUCUAUUCUCCUUGGAAAACUCUACUUGCUGUUGGUGAUUUGUCCUUCUGCACAUGAACAAUAAGGUGUUUUGAAUAGGCAUAUAAGCCGUGCACCAGAAUAGUUCUUCUAAAGGACAAUCUCAGGAAAUGAGGAUAUUCUGAAGCAGAUUCCUUUGCUCCAGAGCUUCCUAACACCUUACUUAAGUCAACGCAGCUGUGGAAGUUUACAGGAAGUUCUCAUAUGCUUACAGAUUGACCUAUCGAAAUAAUAAAAACAUUAUCUGGGGGAUUUUUAAGACAUACUAUAGAGCCCAAACUGAUGAGUGCAUUUUGAGUACUGAAUUUGUGAGCCCUGUCCUUUCAGUGUGAAUGUUAGGGCUGCUCCAAAUUUGCAUUGCUGUUUUUGCAAACAAAAUGAUCAAAAUGUAAUAGUCAUCCAUUAAUGGUGUGAUUGAAAGGUCAGCUUAUUGGGUUACUUUGUGUUGGCAAUGAAUGGAUUAAAGGAAAAUCAUCAAUGUUUGGGUUUUUUUUUUUUUAAAUUUAAAAAAUGUUUAUUUAGAUAAGGCAAUUGCAGGAAAAUAUAAUCAUUAAUCGAAUCAGUAAUAAAGUGUAAUGUCAGUUUUUGUUUGAAAAAGGUAUCAGCAGAAUAGUAUGACAAAAGAAUGUCAGACAUACGUAAGUAAAAGUGUAGUACAGGCAAAACCCAGCGCAAAUGGAUGAUGAAAACAGAUUGUAGAUAAAAUUUCACCAAUGCCAGGUAUUAUAUCUCUCUCUAUGUAAAAAAGGAACAUCAUUUAUAAGGUAAUACAAAAGAAAAUAGAGUUCCCAGCUUGACCAGCAGAUGAGCACAGACCAGCACCAUGUUUCAGACUUCAUACAUUUCUGCAGAUACCCUUAGGAAUGGACACUGUUUUAAACACAGCUCUUUAAAACGAAAGCUUGGGGCCGUGAUCCAAAAGAUUCAGUUACCAGAAACCAGUCACGGACUGCAGUUUCGACCUUGUGGGUCAAAUCAGCAUGCCACCGGUUCCGGUCUGGAAUUGGAAGUCAAGCUUGGAACUCUGCGAUAGUUAUGGAAACAUGACUUCUUACGUUUCUUAUGCCCACGAAAAACAUCUUCUCUAGUCCAACUUAAGAUAUGAAAGUGAUGUUUAACAGUAAUAUACAGAUAUAUACAUACAUACACUUUAUUAAAAUGAUAAUAUUCAUAAUUACAUACCAUUCGAUGAAAACAAAAACAUUGAAAAAAAUAUUUAAUCUGUAGAUGUUCAAGUACAAUUUUGCAUGCCAGAAACAGUUGAACAUCACAAUGCUGUAUUCGCCAGAAAGGAGUCUCUUGUAUCUUGUUGAAAUAUAAACAUAUCAUUGGCUUCAGUGAAAAAGUAAAUAACUGAAUUUCUGCCAAUCACAAUGUAUGUUUUGGCUUUAAUUCCCAUGUUUAUGUAAAUGACCUGUUUGAAGGUUUUAAACCAGUAUCAGAAUUUGGACUUUGAAGCAGCUUUUCUAAGAGUUUAUGACUAUUAUUCUGAUCUUCAACCUGCUGGCUACAUCCAGACACGAUCCCUUGACAGAGAACACAAGGUUACAGAAAGUAAAUUAAACAACAUGAAAAAAUGAUCUAAAACAUGUUUUUUUCUGUUUCAUAAAAUUGAAAGAGCUGCUUGUGGUGAGCUUACCGACGACAAACUUAAAUUUAAAAUUUGAAUAACUAAAUGUUUGAGAAAUUAUGUGUUCCGUUCCAGCCUUGGCUUAUUCCAUCAUCUGCCUAGUUUAUGCAUUUUGCAGUAAAUGCUCCACUAUAUCUAGACAUGUCUGUAGAACUAAUAUAGGCCUCAAUUUAAUAUUUUUGGAUAAGCUUUUCAAAUGAUUUAAUAUUUUUGAAGAAUGCUCUUAUAUUUUAAUUGUAAUAUAUUUUUUUAUAUAUGAUAUAUUUUUUAGAUUUUUCUCAAAUUUUGAAAAAAAAAUAGUUUAAAAGUUUAUCCAAAAAUAUUAUAUAAAAGCCAUAAUUCAUGUUAGUAGAAAGUCCUUCACAUCCAGCAUGUGCUUUACAGAUGCCAAUUUGAUUUUUUUAGGGUGGGCUAGAGCACUUAAAUUGUUGGGAUCCACAGGAACUAAGAAAUAAAAUCUAAACUUGGUCCUUGUUUGUGUUAAUAAUUUACUUGGGUUGAUUGAAAACGUAUUAUUGCAGCAUGUGUUACAAUAUUUGUGUGCAUGUCAAUACACCUCCAUUAUUUCACAGAAUUUUAAAAUUAUAUUUUCAAUAAUUCUGUUUCGAAGUUAUGAUAUUGGAUGGAUCAAAUAUUUUCAAUUCACAUGUUGAGCUAGAACUGUGAGCCCAUGUGGAGUUUAGUUUUCAGAAUAGGUAGCCCUAGGUAUUCUGAGGACCAAUAAUCUAUUCAUUUCUGAAGCUUUAUAGUUUGCCAAGUUAUAUUUUUAUCAAUAUGUCUCAAUCCAGUCUUAACAACAAUAGUUCUUCCUUUAGUUUUGUCAUUCUCCUACUUUGAGAUAUUUUAUAGCAAUGCAUGUAAAGAAAGCAUGCUCUGUGUCAGGUAUGUCUAACAAUCAAAGACAAAAUGACCAGACAAACACUCACUUCCCCGAGGUUUCCCGAGUCAUAACCUGAUUAAUAGUAAAAUAAUGAAUUAAUGCUCUGCCUCUCUGGAUACUGUGAAGUGUACCUUGUUGAGUCACUAUUCAGAAGACCCUGCAACGUUUAAACUCAAAGCAUCUAAUGAAUAUCUAAAGUUCAUACAACUAGUACAAAAGGUUUAUAAGUCGAAGGUAAUGUUUGUAUCAUUCUAAGGACCAGGAUGUAUAGAUUAAUAAUCUGAACUACUGAUUUAAAAUUUUAUAUUCUUAUUCUUUCUGUUACUACAUGAAUGAGAGAGGACACCAGAUAUGGUUAAAAUUGUAUCUGUUCUACUUGAUAUUCUCAUAAUCUAAGAAAUGAUAGUGCAUGUAAAGAACAACACACAAAUGCAGGAAUAGUUUGUCAGAGAAUAAAAUAUAAAUGGUUUUAACAUUAUAUUUUUCGGUGAUGAUAUUUCCAAUAAUUUUUCCCUGUGAAAUAUGACUAUUUAUGCAGUUCUGUCAAUAUAUAGUUCAUGUGUAAUAUUAUAUUUUUAAUUUGUCAUUAAACUAGGUUAUGACGGAGACGGACAUACUUGUACCCAAAAAGAUGUGUGUUCAGUGAACAAUGGAGGAUGCCACCCGUUAGCCUCCUGUGCUCCUGCUGAAGGUAAUACAAUAAAGCAUGUUUCUUCUUAAUCAAUAAUUGAUACUAAAAUAAAUCUUCUAAAAUAGCUUUCUGCUGUGUAAUUCAUGUAAACAGAUAGCUAAAUUAAAUGUUAAAAACACAUAAUUGAUUUUAUCGAUUUUACUGAAAAUUGGGCAAUGUAUCUGCCAAUGCAAAUGUUUAACUGUGCAUCACUCGUAUUAACGUAAGUGAACAAACCAGACAAGUAUGUAGAACAGGAGUGCUUGACAUAACGCUCAAGUACAAUAAAUAACGUUUUUGCCAUUUGUGGGCUGGAGUUUGACGCCUUUGGAGCAGAUAGAAGCUGUCAUUAAAAAACAUUAUUAUUAAAUCCAUGAUGUAUCAGAUAUGACUAGUCUUCAGGAGGUUCUAUAGAAAAGAUAUAUGAUAUCUUGGGAAUAUUUUGUAUUGAUGGGACCUGGUGAGUAAGAUAUUUCAUAGUUGUCCUUGUCAUAUGUUUAUCUUUCAAAAUAUUUGUUCCAUCUUCUGUUGAAGGAAACAGAAAUCUUGAGGUCAUAGACUGCACUGAACCUUAAACUAUACAUCAUAUUUAAUGGCUUUGGAAGCUAGCUAAAUCUGGCAUUUUAAAUCAGUUGAUAUCUGAAAGCUCACUAUGACCUGCAAUGGCUUUAUUUGUACAUCUUUGUUGUAGAUGGUUUCUGGGUAUAGAAAGCACAAUAGCAUUAAAUUAACACUUUAGGAAUAUAGAUGUAUUCCUAACACUAAUGUGUUCCUCUGACCUGACAGCCCCCUGGCUAUGUAAAGGAUUAAAUAACACUUUAUUCACUUACCCAAUGCCAGCACUGAUGUUCCUCGGUGCUGGGUCAUGCUUAACCUCCUCUGAUGUCAACCAAUGAGUGCAGCUAAUUUGCAUGUGCUAUGUUUACAUCUGAAGGGUUAAAACCUGAGUGACCUGGCACCCAGACCACUUCAUUGAGCUGAAGUGGUCUGGGUGACUAUAGUGUCCCUUUAAAAAAAAGAAAUGACGAAGGAAGAAUAAUAGAGAAAUAAAACCACGUGGGUGUAAAAAAAAAAAAAUUAUAUAUAUAUAAAUUGAAGAAAAAAUGUUGUCUGUUAAUUAUAUGUUUUUACAUUUUUUAUGACAGUGCCUCUUUAAUAUAAUUUUUUUUUUUUAAAUGCAAAAAAAGCAAUUUUUAAUGGAAUGGUUCUACAUUAACAAACAGUUUUAUAAGAUUACAGACACUCUCUGCCAUGUAUUUGUCACAUAUUCAAACACCAUAAAAUACUUUUAUGUCCUAUAAUAGAUGGUGUUUUGCCUAUUUGUGUCUGUCCACCCGGUUACGAUGGCAAUGGGUAUGGCUCCACUGGUUGUUUGCCCUUCAGUGACAUCUGUGAAAAAUACAACCCUUGUGUCAAUGGAGAGUGCAAGGUAUGUGCUAAGAACACUAAGACAAAGCAAAUUAAAUCUCAUGAAAUAUUUAAAAAUAGCACGUUGAAAUAAAUCUUGUGUACAUCUAUAUAACAUACAUAGGUAUAUAUAUGUGUAACACAAAGCUCCAUAUUAGUAAAAUAUACUGUGAACAUGCAUAAAAACUAAUUUGUACAACUAAAAUAAUUAAAUUUUGUUCUAUAUAACCUAAUCAUAGACCUAAAAUAUAAGCCAGCCUAUAAAUUCUCAGCCAGCUUCAAGAUAUUGUGCCCUCCUUUGGCCAUUUUAAAUCUUGGAACGUCUUCUCCAUCGAUAGAUAUAUUUUUUUAUAACUACGUUUGCCAGAUUCACCAUGUGUUCUUAGACCUGUAAUAAUUCUAUAUGUUGGUAAUGAAUCAGUUUACUUAUUAGUUACGUAUUUUGACGUACUCAAAGUAAAAGGAUAUAGGACAAAGUGGUCCAAGUACAUAAUUUCUUUAUCCUAGCUACAAAUAGUACAUACUAGAACGCAAAACUUUUCAUAUACCACCCAACAGCAUAUGUUAAAGGAAACAUGGUAGGUCUCUAAACAGGCCUAUCUGAAACUUUCAUUGUAGAAUAAAAUAUUUGUAAAAUGAACAAAAUAUUAUAACAUUAAGUAGCAUACUCCAUGGGAAAUAAGAAAUAUGUUUGUUUUUAAAUAUACUAAGAUUUUAUUUUUUUUCUUUCCUUUACGAUGUUUAUAGCCCAGUGUAUCAGGCUAUUUAUGUAAGUGUAAUUCAGGAUGGAAUGGUGUGAACUGUACGGAUAACAUCAAUGAAUGCUCCAGCAAUCCUUGUCAGAAUGGAGGCAAUUGUACGGAUGGGAUUAACAGUUAUGCCUGUAACUGCACAAACAGCUGGACUGGAUUCCAUUGUGAGAUCCCCAAACAAGGUACCCCUUGCUGUGCCUAUUUAUUCAUAUGGUCAUAUAUUAUAUAUUGUCUGCUUGGGGCUGACUGAGAACUCUUACGCUUGGUCACACACUGACGUUCAACAGAAAUACAUCAUCCACAUUCACACACUAACACGCCACAAAAAUAUACUCAGAUUCACAUGCUGACACUACACAUAAUUACAUUCCCACAAUCACACACUGAUGCUCCAUAGAAAUAUACUCUUCACAUACACACCGUGAUCUUAUACAGAAAUACCCCGUCCACAUUCACAUUCACACACUACCACUGCACAUAAUUACACCCUUGACAUUUACACACAGGCAUUCCACACAGUGAUGUCCCAAACGGUUCGCUGGCGAAUAGUUCCUGGCGAACAUCGCUUGUUCGCGUUCGCCAUGGAUGGCGAACAAAUGCGCUGUUCGGUCCGCCCCCUAUUCGUCAUCAUUGAGUAAGCUUUGACCCUGUACCUCACAGUCAGCAGACACAUUCCUGCCAAUCAGCAGCAGACCCUCCCUCCCAGACCCUCCCACCUCCUGGAUAGCAUCCAUUUUACAUUCAUUGUAAAGCUGCAUUCUUAGUGAGAGGAGGGACAGUGUAGCUGCUGCUGAUUUGAUAGGGAAAUUGAUAGCUAGGCUAGUGUAUUCAGUGUCCACUACAGUCCUGAAGGACUCAUCUGAUCUCUGCUGUAAGGACAGCACCCCAAAAAGCCCUUUUUAGGGCUAGAACAUCAGUCUGCUUUUUUUUUCUGUGUAAUGUAAUUGCAGUUGCCUGCCUGCCAGCCUGUGUGUCAGGCUCACAGCAUAUACUGUGCCCACUUGCCCAGUGCCACCACUCACUCACUGGUGUCACAAUAGCUUGCAUUUCAAAAAAACAAAAAACUUUUUUGACUGUAAUAUAAUAGCAGUCAGUUUCCUUCACUAGUGUGCUUUUCAGGGCCUGCCCAGUGCCACCACUCAUUCACUGGUGUCCCAAUAGCUUGCAUUUAAAAAAAACUAAACUUUUUGGACUGUAAUAUAAUAGCAGUCAGUUUCCUUCACGAGUGUGCAUUUCAGGGCCUGCCCAGUGCCACCACUCACUCACUGGUGUUCCAAUAGCUUGCGUUUAAAAAAAAACAAAAACUUUUUGGACUGUAAUAUAUAGCAGUCAGUUUCCUUCACGCGUGUGCGUUUCAGGGCCUGCCAGGGCACAGUGUCACACCAGUGCAACUCAUAUCUGGUGUAACAGUAGUGUACAUUUUAAAAAAAAAUAUACAAUUUUGACUGUAAUAGAUUGAAUAGCAGUUAGUUGUCUGCCAGCGUGUGUGUCAGGCUCACAGCGUAUACUGUGCCCACUUGCCCAGGGCCACCACUCAUAUCCGGUGUCACAAUAGCUUGCAUUUAACAAAAAAAAACUUUUUGGACUGUAAUAUAAUAGCAGUCAGUUUCCUUCACACGUGUGCAUUUCAGGGCCUGCCAGGGCACAGUGUCACACCAGUGCAACUCAUAUCUGGUGUAACAGUAGUGUACAUUUAAAAAAUAAAAUACAAUUUUGACUGUAAUAGAUUGAAUAGCAGUUAGUUGUCUGCAAGCUUGUGUGUCAGGCCUACAGCGUCUACUCUGCCAACUUCUGCCACUGCACAGUGCCACUCAUAUCUGUUGUUACAGUAGCUUGCAUGCAUAGUACCACUAAUCGGAAAAAAAAUGACAGGCAGAGGCAGGCCACCCCGCAGGGACCGUUGUGGUCGUGGUGCUGUGAUUCCCUUUGGCCCUAGAAUAAUGCCCAGUGUUCAGAGGCCACGUACCCUGAACUCGAGGAGUCUGACGAAGAGGAGUCAGAGGAGGAAUGUGGCUUUGAGGAGGUGGAAGACCAAACACAGCAGGUGUCCCAGGGGGCUUGUUGUCACCUUUUGGGGACCCUUGAUGUUGUAUGUGGCUGGGUGGACAAAGAGACCUUCAAUGACAUAAGUGAGGACAAGGAACAGGACAUGGCUAGCUUGGUAUCCAACCUUGUGCAAAUGGGGAGUUUUCGGUUGUGCAAAUGGACUGUUUGCGGUUGUUUGCGGUGCGUUAAACGGGGAGUUUGGUCUGUCACUGUGAAGCGGGCGUAACCCUUACACUACCUGAUCGAUACAACAUCAUACCUGAUGUUUUAAAGCACGUUAUUCCAAACAAUUUAGGAAUGUUAGGUGAUUUAUGCCCUUUAUGGAUUAAAACCAGACUCUGCAUCAACUAUGUAAUUUUCCAUGGGAGUUUUGCCAUGGAUCCCCCUCCGGCAUGCCACAGUCCAGGUGUUAGUCCCCUUGAAACAACUUUUCCAUCACUACUGUGGCCAGAAAGAGUCCCUGUGGGUUUUAAAAUUCGCCUGCCUAUUGAAGUCUAUGGCGGUUCGCCCGGUUCGCCAGUUCGCAAACAUUUGCGGAAGUUCGUGUUCGCCGUUCGCAAACCAACAAUUUUAUGUUCGCGACAUCACUAAUUCCACAUAAAUAAACCAUCCUCAUUUACACACUGAUGAUAAAAAUAGAGAUACCCCCAUUCACACACUGACUCUCUACACAAAUACAACCCACAUUAACACACUGAUGCUCCACUCAAACACCCCAUUCCAAAUGAUGGUGCUAUGGAUAGAGGGGUAAUGUCAUUAUGUGUGAUUAUUUUUAAGGGUGCUGAGUAACUUGUUGGUGAUGUGAUUGCUUAGGUUUUGGGUGUUGGGAUUUUAAGGUUGGGGUAAUAUGAUUGAGGCUAGGGGUUUAUGAGGACUAUGGGAAUGGGGGUUAGGUUAAAGUUGCACAUACUGCUUCUGUAUGUAUACUACUAACUUUGUAUAACAAGAAUUGUAUUUCACUAUAAUGUCAUUAUUUUGUAUUUUUUGCAAAUAUGUAUAAUUCAGUGUUGCAGUAGAUUAUACAAAUUGUAAGUCUUUGUUUUCUUGUUUAGCUUGUGGUGGGGAUUUAAGUGGUUUAUCAGGAACAUUAAGUUACCCCAACAAUCCAGGGGGGGAACAGUACGAACAUCUACUGAGCUGUACCUGGGUAAUCAGAACAGUCCCAGAUAAGGUAAGGACAAAUGCUUAAUUCAAUAUAACUCUGCUCUAUACUAAUUUACCAUCUAACUGCAAUCACGGAAGUAACAAUAUAACACUUUUAUUAAGCAAUUAUAGUCAUAUAUGUGAUGCUUAUCUUGCCAUCCAGUGCUUUUAGUGCCAGGUUUCAAGAUUCAUAGAAGUAAAAAAAAACAAACUAUAUUGAACAAGGGAUUGGUGUCUUUACCUCUUAAACACAGUUAGUGUCCCUUUAAGCAUUCCUCCUAACAUCAUGUUUAGGAGGAAUCCUUAAAGGGACACUAAACUGUGUUUAAGAGGUAAACAUCAUGUUAGGAGGAAUGCUUAAAGGGACACUAAACUGUGUUUAAGAGGUAAAGACACCAAUCCCUUGUAUUCAGCACAGAAGUAAUAUGAAAGUAUAUACAGGGCUCCCAUCAGAAAUUUUGGGGCCUUAGUUGACAUCACAUGCACAUAUGUACCCACAUUUAUGAUUGGUAAAAUAAAACACAGUCAUUAAAAAUCUUCAGGAUGUUUUAAAAGAAUGUGCAGUGCGUCAUCCAUUGAUUUACUGAUGAUUCUCAAAAUUAAUCUACAUUUUCUAUCUUCAGAGUCUGCGUAUUACUUUCGAUCACUUCCAGUUGGAGGCCAGUGCUACAUGUGACUCACAGUUCCUUGAAAUUCAUGAUGGAGAAUCGAUGUUAAGUGUUAAGUUAGGAAAGUACUGUGGCACAAAUGUUCCGAGAAAUGUUGUGAGCUCCCAUAAUUCCUUGUUCCUCUGGUUUCAAUCUCAAAGUAGCUCGAGUGCUGGACGUUUUCAGCUUUCUUGGGAAUCCAUAACUCCAGGUAAAAUAGUUUCAUCACAUUUUUAGGAUGUUCUAGGAUGUAUCAACAUGUAUAAUCAUUUUAGGAUGUAUCAACAUGUUUACUAUAAAUAUUGUUGCAUAAUAUGUUGAAUAGAUUUUUAAACUUACAGGUAUAUUUUAUGUAAAGGAGCACAUAUACAAGGUCACUUGGCCUGAGACAAUGAAACCCUUCCAAUCUAUUGAUACUUUUUCAAGACCAACCGCUUAUCGUUACUGUGCAGGUAGUUACCAGCUGCCAGUACUGAAAGUCGGUCACUAGAUAGCUGCUCAUGACUCCCAUUAUUAUGUAUGGGAGCCAUUACCCUGUACUUAGAAAAAUGUUUGCAACCCUCUCACUAUUCUUCACCAUCUAUCUCUAAAUCAAAAAACAUAACACCAUCCUCUGAAUGUUUAUUCCCUAUGCAUCCAAUUGGGACAAAAUGGGCAGCUGGCCAGCCGUGACUUGCCUGUCACCAAGUGCCACACAGGGUGAAGUGCUCAUGCUCUGGUGUGGGUUUCUGUGCUUUUGGAAGCAAGAUACGAGCAUGCCAGUGGUUGGUAUCUAGCAAUAAGUUAUUGUAGCUGCUCCAAGCUGUCAGCUGUUAUUAAUAAAACAACUUACAGCAGCUACUUACCAACACAUUUGUAAAAGAGACCAGAGUGUCAAAUAUCUUGCAAGCUGUGAAGAAAUGACUCCGUUAAUCAGGAUUUCUACCUUUUGUUGUACAGUUAAUUCACCAAAACCCAGCUGGAAUUCGGCAUAUAGCUUUCAUUUCUACCCUUCGGAUGGAUUCAGGCGAAUUCCCUGUGUAAAAUAUAGAUGGCCGCCAUUUCGGCACUUUACACGUGGCCGCGGCCAUUUUACGUGCGAACAGCGGUGUUUGCCCGUCAACGCGUGGAACUAAAAUCGGAUACGCAAACAGGCGAACACCGCUGAGACCUCCAUACAUCCAGAACUUCGCACGGGAACGACCGAAUCACCGGCCGUUCGGUAGUUACAUGCAACUUCGUAUGGGGAUUUCAACGAUCACAAAGAUGCGAAUGGAUGGCAGGGUUUUCGUCUCUUUUAUUCGCCUAAACGGAGACCGACCGCAGGGCCAAAACUUAUGGAACUAUUUUCGGCUAGAUGGUCCGUGCGGUCGGUCAAAACUUUAGUGUUCCAUAACUCCCGAACCAUCCAUCCGAAUGGACUGAUUUUUUGAUAUGUUGUCCCCACAAAUGAGAACUAUCCAGCGGUACCCAAUUUAAAGGUGUACCCCCUGUUUUUGGGGUACAUCCAGAACUGUGGUAAAAUAGUGCACGUUUUAAUUAAGUUAACUGUUUAUCAGAGGGGAGGGAGGUAUGGGCUGUAACCUAUACCUGAUUGGUGAUUUAAUGCCUCCCCCUGGGUGUGUACUUCUUGUCUGUAACCUUAAUAAAAAGCAGGCUGGAGAUUCCAGACCUCAGAUCUACUUGUAUCCUGAUUCUGGACUCUGACUGUUAUUUGGGAAUUCGUAUGCUUUACCAAGGGGAUUAUCUUGGGAAGCUGUUAUAUUUCUUAUGGACUUCAUUGCUUAGAACUACCUUAGACGCUGACAUUGCAGGAGGAAUUAUCAAAGCGGUUCAGCUAUACUUGAUUUCCUUACAACUGGUGGCAAGCGGAGGGAUUCGAAUCCCAAAUGGACAUUUCAAAACAAGCAAAGGAAUGAAUGGCUCAGCAGUACCAGCUACUUAAAAGAACCACGCUAAAGGACUUACUGGAAGCUCGAGGCAGAGUGGCAAGUAACAAAACAAAAGCCACGUUAAUUGCGGAGCUAAUGCAGAGCGAUAAUACCAGUAAUAUAGAGAUGGAUCAAGAGGAAGAAACCGUGAUGCAAAAGGACAUCCGAUGGACACUCAGUUUAUUGGGACCCAAUCCAUCCUCAGAGGCAAUACUGCAGGUCGUAGCACAAGCCAGACAAGCGCAAAAAGAGUGAGAUGACCGGGACAGAUCGUCACAGGGGGAUUUGCUACACUCCCCGAGAAGUAUUGGGGAAAUACCAAAGAAGGUAAAUUAUGCAGCGUUUAAAUCAUUUGUUGACAAUGAAAUGGAAAUUGACAGUUACUUGCAAGACUUUGAACGUCAGUGUGCACUGGAGGGAUUAGACUCCACCAAAUGGGCUGCAGUCUUCAGCAGUAAAUUGUCAGGUAGAGCAGCCGAGGCGCUGCGAGCAGUACCUGAGGGGGACAUACAUAAUUAUGAGAAAAUAAAAGACAUUUUGUUGGCCAGAUAUGCGGUAACUCCGGAGGCAUACCGGAAAAAGUUUAGAGAACUGAGAAAGACUGGGAGAGAUUCCCAUACGGAAUGGGCUUUUCGCCUGCAGCGGGCAGCCCGCAAUUGGAUGAAGGGCUGCCAGGCAACCACCCUAGAAGAAGCUUUGCAACUAGUGAUACUGGAGCAAUUUUUUAAUCAUACUGCAGAGGACAUAAAAGACUGGGUAAAAGAUAGGAAACCAAAAACCGUGGAGGAGGCCGCUAGGCUAGCGGACGAGUACCAGGAUAACAGGAGGAAGGAGCAAGGGGCGAGCAGACCACCAUUUAAGCCUCAGUACACAGCUCCAACAAACCCGGCUCCACCUAGACCUGCCAUAGGUAACCCCCCACCGAACCCAGCAAACACACCUCGACCUCCUGCAGUGUGUCACUACUGCAAGCAACCAGGACAUUACAAGUAUCAGUGCCCUCGCUUAAACCGGGGAAGCUGGGAACGGCCAGCCCCACAACAACCCAGGGCAGCUGCUCACUGUGUGCAACAGGAACACACAGGCCCUGCCCUUAACCACGAAGAACAGUGGAGUGUAUUACAUGAGGUCAAUCCAGUACAAGCUGGGGGGGACAACCGGGACCACCACCGCCAAUGGAUUACCGUCGAUGGCGUGGGGGCCCGGGCGCUGAGAGACUCUGGGGCUACUUUGACUGUGGUACAGCCCCACACGGUCAGAGCACAAGCUCGCACCGGACGCACAGUCGCUGUAAGGGUGGCUGGGGGCGCUAUUCACAAACUGCCCACCGCUAAUAUGCUUGUUGAUUGGGGUUCCGGGUCUAAACAACUGGAGGUGGGGAUUAUGCAAGAACUGCCCGCCGAGGUUUUGUUGGGAAAUGAUGUGGGAUGCCUAACCUCUCAACUAGCCCGAGACCCCCCUGCCGAGGCCUACCCGGUUACCACCCGAGCUCAAGCCAGACUGGAAGCUCCGCUGCACUCUGAGGAAAACCAGGUAAGAGUCGAAAUACCCCCUUACCCGAUCCCCCCGUACCCUUCUGGGAUACCCCCCAGGGGUUUGAACAGGAACAGCGUACUGACCCCACAUUAGAAGGCUAUAGGAAGGCCGCGGCCGCUACCCCCGAGAACAACCCGCACGAAAAAUUUGAAUGGUAUAAGGGGUUGCUAUAUAGGGUAACCGAGGGGGUGGGACAGGGGGCUACCCAGGUCAUAAAAAGACAGUUAGUUGUGCCCCGUAAAUUUCGGGCUGAGUUGUUAAAACUCAGUCAUGACAUUCCCCUAGCAGGACAUUUAGGGGGCAAAAAGACCAGAGACAGGUUAACUCAAACCUUCUUCUGGCCCAGAGCUACCCAGGACCUAAAGUACUAUUGUAGGACAUGUGAUGUAUGCCAAAGGGUAGGAAAAAGGGGAGACCUUCGGAAGGCUAAGCUUCACCCCCUACCCAUCAUCGAACAGCCCUUCCACCGAGUAGCGGUGGAUUUAAUAGGUCCCCUCAGUCGCCCCAGUCCGUCGGGCAAAAAGUUUAUCCUAACGGUGGUUGACUACGCCACUAGAUACCCGGAGGCAGUCGCCCUCACCAAUAUAGAGGCCGAGACCGUGACAGAGGCCCUUAUUCAGAUAUUCACCCGAGUAGGUUUCCCGCAGGAGAUACUCUCCGAUCGGGGGACGCAGUUCACAGCCACCCUGACGCAACAACUGUGGCAGAGCUGCGGAGUGCAGCCCCUGUUCAGCGCCCCGUAUCAUCCCCAGACUAACGGGCUCUGUGAACGUUUCAAUGGCACUCUAAAACAGAUGCUAAAAACUUUUACAGAGUCCCACAAGAAUUGGGAAAAAUUCCUUCCCCACCUUCUGUUUGCCUACCGUGAGGUGCCCCAGGCCUCCACUGGGUUUUCCCCCUUCGAACUCCUGUACGGGAGAAAAGUUCGGGGCCCACUGGAGCUCGUACGGGAACACUGGGAGGGCAAUACAGAUGAGGGGGGAGUCCCUAUCGUCCAGUAUGUCCUGGAGUUCCGGGACCGUCUGCGGGCCCUCACCGAAUCGGUUCGGGAGAACCUGCAGGCGGCCCAGGAGGACCAGAAAAAGUGGUACGAUAGGAGGGCCCAGGAUAGAGUGCUGGACUUAGGGCAGAAGGUACUGGCUAUGAGGCCCGUUAAAAAGGACAAGCUGCAAGCAGCCUGGCAGGGACCCUUUAAGGUAGUGGAACAGGUUAGCGAGACUACCUACAUCGUGAGCAAAUGCUCAGAUGAAAGGCUGACCAAAGCCUUCCAUGUGAACAUGCUCAAACCAUAUUUUGAAAGGACAGAGGAGGUGGGCGCCGUGUGCGCCCCGCCACAGAGGAUAGUGAAGGGCUACCCCUUCCUGACUUACUGGAUACCACCCCCUGUACUAUUGACCAAGUAAGCUUGGGUCAAAAUUUAGACCUCCUGGAGAAAGGGAGGCUACUCAACUGCUGCAGGGAUACCGAGAGAUGUUUUCCGCUACCCCCGGCUAUACCUCCGCUGCGGUCCACCGUGUGGAAACCCAGGGAGAGACGCCCCUACGGCAACAGCCAUAUCGGAUCCCGGAAGCAGUACGUGAGAGUAUGCUCACCGAGUUAAGGGAUAUGUUAAGGCUAGGGGUAAUAGAACCCUCCCAAAGUCCUUGGGCCUCCCCGGUGGUACUAGUACCGAAGCGCGACGGCACUACGCGCUUCUGUGUAGAUUACCGGAGGCUUAACGACCGUACCAUAACCGAUGCCUACCCCAUACCUAGAAUAGAUGAGCUCUUAGAUCGUAUGGCGGGGGGGAACUACUUGACUACCCUGGACCUGUGCAAGGGUUAUUGGCAGAUCCCCCUGGAGCCUGCGGCCAUCCCCAAGUCGGCGUUCGUCACCCCGUUUGGGCUAUACCAAUUCAAGGUUAUGCCCUUUGGGAUGAAGAACGCCCCGGCUACGUUUCAGCGGAUGGCGGAUAGGCUCCUGGAGGGGUUGCAGGACUUCGCAUGUGCGUAUCUAGAUGAUAUUGCCAUCUAUAGCCGCACAUGGGGAGACCAUCUGGGUCAUGUGUCCAGGGUACUCGAACGAAUCCACCUCGCCGGGCUCACUUUGAAACCCGACAAAUGUCACGUAGGCCUAGCCGAGGUCCAGUAUCUAGGUCACCGGGUCGGCUCCGGUAGACAACGCCCAGAGCCCGCUAAGGUAGAGGCCAUAGCUAACUGGCCCCAACCCCGGACCAAAACCCAGGUACUGGCUUUCUUAGGGACGGCCGGGUAUUACAGGAAGUUCGUCCCAGAAUAUAGCGCCCUGGCCAAGCCCCUCACGGACCUUACCAAAAAGGCCCUUCCCAAACAGGUCGCCUGGACCCCAGAGUGCACGGACGCUUUCCAGAAGCUCAAAGCGGCAUUGAGUGAGGCCCCUGUGUUGGCAGCGCCCGAUUACACUAAACAAUUUCUUGUACACACAGAUGCCUCCAUGUUUGGGCUGGGAGCCGUACUAAGCCAGGUUGGGGCGGAUGGCAUGGAACACCCGGUGGCAUACCUCAGCCGUAAACUUUUGCCCCGAGAAGUCAGCUAUGCCACCGUAGAAAAAGAGUGCUUGGCCCUCGUGUGGGCCCUCAAGAAACUUCAGCCCUAUCUGUAUGGGCGAGCGUUUACCCUUAUGACCGACCACAACCCCCUGGUAUGGCUCAACCGGGUAGCUGGUGACAACCCCAGGCUACUCCGGUGGAGCUUAGCUCUCCAACCAUAUAAUUUUACCAUGCAGUACCGUCCAGGUAAACAAAAUGGGAAUGCGGAUGGUCUGUCCCGCCAGACCGAACUGGACACCUAAAAGCGUACUUUCAUCGGACAUCCCCAAGCCAACCCGACAGGGUCUAGGCGGGUAUGCCGACCUAUGGACUUAUAGGGGAGCAGUGUGAAGAAAUGACUCCGUUAAUCAGGAUUUCUACCUUUUGUUGUACAGUUAAUUCACCAAACUCAGCUGGAAUUCGGCAUAUAGCUUUCAUUGCUACCCUUCGGAUGGAUUCAGGCGAAUUCCCUGUGUAAAAUAUAGAUGGCCGCCAUUUCGGCACUUUACACGUGGCCGCGGCCAUUUUACGUGCGAACAGCGGUGUUUGCCCGUCAACGCGUGGAACUAAAAUCGGAUACGCAAACAGGCGAACACCGCUGAGACCUCCAUACAUCCAGAACUUCGCACGGGAACGACCGAAUCACCGGCCGUUCGGUAGUUACAUGCAACUUCGUAUGGGGAUUUCAACGAUCACAAAGAUGCGAAUGGAUGGCAGGGCUUUCGUCUCUUUUAUUCGCCUAAACGGAGACCGACCGCAGGGCCAAAACUUAUGGAACUAUUUUCGGCUAGAUGGCCGUGCGGUCGGUCAAAACUUUAGUGUUCCAUAACUCCCGAACCAUCCAUCCGAAUGGACUGAUUUUUUGACAUGUUGUCCCCACAAAUGAGAACUAUCCAGCGGUACCCAAUUUAAAGGUGUACCCCCUGUUUUUGGGGUACAUCCAGAACUGGGGUAAAAUAGUGCACGUUUUAAUGAAGUUAACUGUUUAUCAGAGGGGAGGGAGGUAGGGGCUGUAACCUGUACCUGAUUGGUGAUUUAAUGCCUCCCCCUGGGUGUGUAUUUUUUGUCUGUAACCCUAAUAAAAAGCAGGCUGGAGAUUCCAGACCUCAGAUCUACUUGUAACCUGAUUCUGGACUCUGACUGUUAUUUGGGAAUUCGUAUGCUUUACCAAGGGGAUUAUCUUGGGAAGCUGUUAUAUUUCUUAUGGACUUCAUUGUUUAGAACUACCUUAGACGCUGGCAUUGCAGGAGGAAUUAUCAAAGCGGUUCAGCUAUACUUGAUUUCCUUACAGGGAAUAUUCGAGAAAUACCAAACAUUGUUAUAUAGGGGAAUAUUCACUAAAUACCAAACUGUUAUAUAGGGGAAUAUUCAAGAAAUACCAAACAUUGUUAUAUAGGGGAAUAUUCACUAAAUGCCAAACAUUGUCAUACAGGGCAAUAUUCACUAAAUACCAAACAUUGUUAUAUAGGGGAAUAUUCACUAAAUACCAAAAUUGUUAUAUAGGGGAAUAUUCACUAAAUGCCAAACAUUGUUAAAUAGGGGAAUAUUCGCUAAAUACCAAACUGUUAUAUAGGGGAAUAUUCACUAAAUGCCAAAUAUUGUUAUAUAGGGGAAUAUACACUAAAUGCCAAUGUAAGGAAAUCAAGUAUAGCUGAACCGCUUUGAUAAUUCCUCCUGCAAUGCCAGCGUCUAAGGUAGUUCCAAGCAAUAAAGUCCACAAGAAAUAUAACAGCUUCCCAAGAUAAUCCCCUUGGUAAAGCAUACGAAUUCCCAAAUAACAGUCAGAGUCCAGAAUCAGGAUACAAGUAGAUCUGAGGUCUGGAAUCUCCAGCCUGCUUUUUAUUAGGGUUACAGACAAGAAAUACACACCCAGGGGGAGGCAUUAAAUCACCAAUCAGGUACAGGUUACAGCCCCUACCUCCCUCCCCUCUGAUAAACAGUUAACUUCAUUAAAACGUGCACUAUUUUACCCCAGUUCUGGAUGUACCCCAAAAACAGGGGGUACACCUUUAAAUUGGGCACCGCUGGAUAGUGCUCAUUUGUGGGGACAAUAUGUCAAAAAAUCAGUCCAUUCGGAUGAAUGGUUCGGGAGUUAUGGAGCACUAAAGUUUUGACCGACCGCACGGAUCAUCUAGCCGAAAAUAGUUCCAUAAGUUUUGGCCCUGCGGUCGGUCUCCGUUUAGGCGAAUAAAAGAGACGAAAGUCCUGCCAUCCGUUCGCAUCUUCGUGGUCGUUGAAAUCCCCAUACGAAGUUGCAUGUAACUACCGAAUGGCCGGUGAUUCGGUUUUUCCCGUGCGAAGUUCUGGAUGUAUGGAGGUCUCAGCGGUGUUCACCUGUUUGCGUAUCCGAUUUUAGUUCCACGCGUUGACGGGCAAACACCGCUGUUCGCACGUAAAAUGGCCGCGACCACGUGUAAAGUGCCGAAAUGGCGGCCACCUAGAUUUUACACGGGGAAUUCGCCUGAAUCCAUCCGAAGGGUAGAAAUUAUAGCUAUAUGCCGAAUUCCAGCUGAAUUGGGUGAAUUAAUUGUGCAACAAAGGUAGAAAUCCUGAUGAACGGAGUCAUUUCUUCACAGCCAAACAUUGUUAUUUAGGGGGGCUAUUCACUAAAUGCCAAAAAUUGUUAUAUAGGGGAAUAUUCACUAAAUGCCAAACAUUGUUAUAUAGUGGAAUAUUCACUAAAUGUAAAACAUUUUUAAAUAGGGGAAUAUUCACUAAAUGUCAAAAAUUGUUAUUUAGGGGGAAUAUUCACUAAAUGCCAAACAUUGUUAUAUAGGGAAAUAUUCGCUAAAUGCCAAACUACGUUAUAUAGGGGAAUAUUCGCUAAAUUUCAAACUUUGUUAUAUAGGGGAAUAUUCACUAAAUACCAAACAUUGUUAUAUAGGGGAAUAUUUACUAAAUACCAAACAUUGUUAUCCAGGGGAAUUUUCACUAAAUGACAAAAAUUGUUAUAUAGGGGAAUAUUCACUAAAUACCAAACAUUGUUAUCCUGGGGAAUAUUCACUAAAUGCCAUACAUUGUUAUAUAGGGGAAUAUUCACUAAAUGACAAACAUUGUUAUAUAGGGGGAAUAUUCACUAAAUGCCAAUCAUUUUUAAAUAGGGGAAUAUUCACUAAAUACCAAACAUUGUAAUACAGGGGAAUAUUCACUAAAUGACAAAAAAAAUUGAUAUAGGGGAAUAUUCACUAAAUACCAAACAUUGUUAUCCGGGGAAAUAUUCACUAAAUGCCAAACAUUGUUAUAUAGGGGACUAUUCACUAAAUGCCAUACAUUGUUAUCCAGGGUAAUUUUCACUAAAUGACAAAAAUUGUUAUAUAGGGGAAUAUUUGCUAAAUGUCAAACUUUGUUAUAAAGGGGAAUAUUCACUAAAUGCCAAACAUUGUUAUAUAGGGGAAUAUUCACUAAAUACCAAACAUUGUUAUAUAGGGGACAAUUAACUAAAUAACAAACAUUGUUAUCCAGGGGAAUAUUCACUAAAUACCAAACUGUAUAUAUGGGGAAUAUUCACUAAAUGCCAAAAAUUGAAAUUUCUUGAAUAUUCCCCUAUAUAACAAUGUUUGGCAUUUAGUGAAUAUUCCCCUGGAUAACAAACAUUAUUAUAUAGGGGGAAUAUUCACUAAAUACCAAACAUUGUUAUCCAAGGGAAUAUUCACUAAAUGCCAAACAUUGUUAUAUAGGGGAAUAUUCACUAAAUACCAAAAUUAUUUAUAUAAGGGAAUAUUCACUAAAUACUAAACAUUGUUAAAUAGGGAAUAUUUAAAGCAAAUACCAAACUAUUUAUAUGAAAUUUUUCAUGCAAACAUUGUUAAAUGAGGAAUAUUCGCUAAAUACCAAUCUCUUUGUUAUAUAGGGAAUAUUCACUAA
This is a messenger RNA of Pelobates cultripes (western spadefoot toad), 35331 nucleotides long. The record is from the annotation of a GenBank genome assembly. NCBI's taxonomy places the organism in Eukaryota, Metazoa, Chordata, Amphibia, Anura, Pelobatidae.